AUGCUCAUCUACAAGGAUAUCCUGACCGGCGACGAGAUCAUCUCCGACUCGUAUGACCUCAAGGAGGUUGAUGGCGUCGUCUACGAGGCCGAUUGCAAGAAGAUCACCGUUGGAGGCGAGAGCUUCGACACUGGAGGCAAUGCCUCUGCUGAGGAGCAGGAGGAAGGUGUCGAGGACACCGUCGAGCAGAAGAUCGAUGUAGUCUACUCUUUCCGCCUCAACGAGACUGGCUUCGACAAGAAGGGCUACCUCACAUACCUCAAGGGCUACAUGAAGGCAGUCAAGGCAGCUCUUGAGAAGGACGGCGCCGAUGCAGCCGCUAUCAAGGAUUUCGAGACAAAGGCCGGCGCCUACGCAAAGAAGAUUAUUGCCAACUUCAAGGACUACGAGUUUUACACUGGCGAAUCCAUGGACCCCGAUGGCAUGAUUGUCCUCCUCAACUACCGUGAGGAUGGCACUACUCCCUAUGUUACCGUCUGGAAGCACGGUCUCAAGGAGAUGAAGGUUUAA
Molecule: messenger RNA, 510 nt
Organism: Plenodomus lingam JN3
Lineage: Eukaryota; Fungi; Ascomycota; Dothideomycetes; Pleosporales; Leptosphaeriaceae
Cellular component (GO): cytoplasm
Molecular function (GO): calcium ion binding
Source: RefSeq, a predicted model, not a curated record